Phytophthora infestans T30-4 is the source of this 2634-nucleotide messenger RNA. RefSeq lists its product as uncharacterized. The record is from RefSeq and is a predicted model, not a curated record. NCBI's taxonomy places the organism in Eukaryota, Oomycota, Peronosporomycetes, Peronosporales, Peronosporaceae. Gene Ontology annotation, molecular function: rRNA binding; protein binding; GTP binding. Gene Ontology annotation, biological process: ribosomal small subunit assembly. The coding region runs from base 1 to 2634 and encodes 877 amino acids. The transcript is spliced from 7 exons.
AUGGAGCUGCUUUUGCAACGAGUCGCCGCGGCGCGUGCGCUACCCCAAGGCCGCGUCCUCGUGGCCACCUACCGCUCCAAGCGCAGUCAAGCCAAGCGUGAAACUUUCCGUGUUGCCAGCGGACAUUCCGUUAGCGAAAAGAGGAAGAAGAAACAGCAGAAAGAUCAGCGUCAGCCUCAGCGUAAGCCCGAACGACAAGAGGCAUCGCCGCGCGUGGAGCCAUCGCAACCCACACUGGAGGAGAUCGAUCGAGAAUGGGCCAAGAUGCGUCGUCGCACGAUGGUCGUCCCGCCUGCUGUGAUACCGGCGCGUAACCGCAAAGAAAUCGAGAACAAGAGGCGCAUGCGUCGUCUAGGUCUUCUAUCGGAUGACGAGGAAGAGGAGAACGACGGCGUUGGCGCCUUUGAUCCUCGUAACAAGGGAUUUGUGGGUCGACGACCGACGCGCGAUCGGGAGACUCCGUCGCAGUUUCACGGUGGACGAGCUUCUCGAGCGGAGAAGGCGGCGGGGGAGGAGCGAUACCGAAGCACGGGGCGUCUCCCGUCCAGACGACCGGUGGCGAUGAAGGACAAGCAGUUCACUAACAUUCAACAAGCGCCAGACAACGUGGUGGAGCGCGAGUUCUUGAUCCCAGACGAGCCGGCCAAUCCCAAGGCAUUGGAUCUUGCAGUGAUUGGCCGUCCGAAUGCCGGCAAGUCGUCCAUCAUGAACAGGCUGCUGAGCGUGACGGUGUCGGCGGUGUCGCCUAAGUACAACACCACUCGUGACCGUAUUCUGGGCAUCUUUACAGAGGGCGAUGUGCAGCUCUCGUUCUACGAUACGCCUGGGCUUAUUAAACCAAAAGAGAGCCACGAGUACGUGCAGACGCUCGUGACUGCGGCGGCGGAGACACUGCAGGGUGUGGAUCUGUCCAUGCUCGUUGUAGACUCGGUGAAGCGUCUUGACGAGUCAGCUCUACAGGCGUUGGAGAAGGUACUGACAACAUCAGCGCAGGUGUGCUCGCCUACUAUGCUCGUGAUGAACAAGUACGAUCUCGUAGGGAAGCGUGAGCAGCUGAAUCUGGACAUGAAAACGAAAGAGCUUUCUCAGAUGAUUGAGGAGAUCUACUCGAAGCACUACGACGCUGAGGGAUCAUCUUUAAGCAUCGAUCCACUGGCUUACAUCGGUGACAACAGCAUCAAGGUUUCGGCCACGAAAGGCUAUGGGAUGGACACGUUGAGGAAGACUUUACUCUCGCUCGCAGUAGACCGACCGUGGAGUUACCACUCCUCUAUGCAUUCCGAUAUGUCGGACCUGGACUUGGUAACUGAGAUCAUCCGUGAGAAACUUUUCCGCCGAUUCAAUGAGGAGCUGCCGUACUCGUUCGAGCAGGAGAACGUCGGUUGGACGAAAUUCACGGACAAAAGCAUCCGCAUUGACCAAGAUAUCUUCGUUCCUGCUCCUCGCGUCCGCAAGAUGGUGGUCGGACACAACGGCGACACGAUCCGCUCCGUCGGCAUGGCGGCUCGUGACGAGAUCGAGGUUUUGCUGAAGCGUCGUGUGCAUUUGUACCUGAACGUUCGCAAAAAACGCUGCAAGAUGGAAUUUAAGCACGAAGGCAACGCUCUGUUCGUGGACGAAGCGUACGAGGAGGCUGUGCGCAGCUACACGCGUGCGCUGGAACAGCAACCACAGGAUGCGGAUGCUCUUUCCAAGCGUGCGGCGGCAUAUCUCAAGUUGCACAAGCUGCAAGAGGCCGUAGCCGACGCUUCGCGAGCUUUUCAACUGGAUCCGACGCUGCACAUGGCGCACAUGCGGCACGGCGUCGCGUUGUUCGAGCUGGAGAAGUACGCAGAGGCCAAGCGAUCUUUCCAGCGAGGCAAGGAGACAGCGUCUAAUGCAGACGAAGCGCUGGUUAAACGCUUCCAGACUUGGAUCCGCAAGUGCGAUGCCGAGAUGGACACGGACGAUGAGGCCGAGCUUAUUCUCCCCGACGACCCAGAACCAGGGCAAAGCGCAGCACUGCGCAAUCAGAGCGCUGCUGUCGUUGCACCAUCACCGUCGAGCACCCACGUGACGGUCUCGAUCCUCCAGAAGAAACUUAAGCAAGAGGAUGUUGAAGUCACUAUUGAGCCAAAGAAGCUUCUUGUGCGAGUGAAGCUUGAUGACGAGAUGGUGGAGGCCUACAAUGAGGCUCUCUUCGAUGAAGUCGUGGCAGAGGAAAGCUCGUUCAAGGUUCUAAGCUCAAAGGUGGAGUUGAAGCUCAAGAAGAAGAGCAAUGGCAUGCACUGGGACAAGCUCGAGGAGGCCGUGUACCAGUCGGGCGGACAGGUUAUGACCGGUCCUGCUGCUGUCUUUGAGGCGAAGCCGGAUCAUGUGCCACGUCCGUACGCUAGCAGUCGAGACUGGGAUCAGAUCGAAAAGACUAUUGGCGACGAGCUGGAGGCCGAGAAACCCGAAGGUGAGGAGGCCAUGCAGAAGCUCUUCCGCGAUAUAUAUGCCAAGGCCGAUGAGAACACCCGCAAGGCCAUGAACAAAUCCUUCCAAACUUCGGGCGGCACCGUGUUGUCCACCAACUGGAAGGAGGUAGCUGAGAAGGACUACGAGACAGAGCGGACGGCCCCGACCGGAAUGGAGUGGAAGAAAUAUGGAUAA